This is a messenger RNA of Aspergillus japonicus CBS 114.51, 2473 nucleotides long. RefSeq lists its product as uncharacterized. Lineage: Eukaryota; Fungi; Ascomycota; Eurotiomycetes; Eurotiales; Aspergillaceae. The transcript is spliced from 2 exons. The coding region runs from base 65 to 2401 and encodes 778 amino acids. Gene Ontology annotation, molecular function: DNA-binding transcription factor activity, RNA polymerase II-specific; zinc ion binding; DNA binding. The record is from RefSeq and is a predicted model, not a curated record. Gene Ontology annotation, biological process: DNA-templated transcription; regulation of DNA-templated transcription.
CUUCAAUCGAAAAUAAUGACACUGCGCUCGACCUAACUCCUCUCUCAAUAUAAUAUAUCUGACUAUGGUGACCGAGAUGCGCGAGGCUCGCCGCACCGGGCACAAAAGAAAAGUCCGCAAAGGAACCCAUAGUUGCUGGGAGUGUCGACGACGGAAGAUCCGCUGUCAAUUUGCGACGCCCAGUGACUCUGUCUGCGUCACUUGUAGUGCCAGAGGGACUCCUUGUGUUAGUCAGGAUACCGUGGAAAUCGACGCUGACCGGUUACCUUCGGAAGGGUUACUACAGCGAGACGGAGAUGUUCUGGACCGUCUAAGAAAGCUGGAGGACAUUGUUCAGAGCCUUCCUGGGGAGGCCAGGGGGUCUUCUAACGCUAUAACUUUCAAUGACAGACCUGUGAGCUCAGAAAGUUCACAUCGAAGUACUCGGCCACCCUCACGACGAGCUCAAUCUAGUACCCACACGGCGACGAUAAACGAUGUCUCUAGUUUCAGAACCGUGGAAGAGACGCCCACGGGUGCCAUGAUGGGCACCCGAGACAUGCUGGCCAUGCCUCAUUCAUCUCAGAUCGAAAGACCGGAGUUCACGUGCCAGUAUUCCAAGGACGAAAAGCUCCGCAACGCAUUAUUUGAUCUCCUACCACCCACUGAAGUUACGAUGGCACUGGUACUAGCUAGCCCCGGAGCAACAAUGGUCUCCAUGCUCUUCCACUCACACCAAGAGAUCUCCCAGGGACGUUUCCAGAAGCUCACAGCAAGCUCCUGGCACCUUCUUAGAAAGAGUCACCCGAUAAUUCUCUCGAAGCGGCUGCUGCAACUGGCAAUUUGCGUGCAGCACCUCAAACCUGAAUGCAGUUAUCUGUCUCUGAAAGAUCAGGUGUAUCUGAAGGGCGCAGCUGCGGAUAAUGUCACCACCGUCAUGGAGCUGGUGACAUCGCGUGAUGAGCUGGCUUCUUCCCUUGACGGCGUGGAAUGUCUUGUGUUGCUUGCGCUGUUUCAACUUAAUGCUGGAAACCUGCGACGGAGCUGGUUAACUGUUCGUCGUGCCAUAAAUAUUGCACAGCUUCUGGACUUGAAUGAUGGAGUCCAGACGCAAUUCCACACCUUUGAUGAGACCGUUCCUCCUGGGGCGGGAAUAUCUCCUCGGUGGCUCUGGUUUCGCGCGGUCUUCUUCGACCGAUGUCUCUCGUUGUUUCUUGGUCUAUCCCCAGCUGUGCAAGACAGCAACUUUGCCAAUCUUUUGUUGACAGACAACUACGAUCAAAUGGAACGGCUUGAAACGAGCCAAACAAUUCUCACAGGACGCAUCCUCGAGCGCAACGCAAUGAUGAAAAGAAAAGACGACAACGCUGCCUUUUCUAUGACCCACCUCAUCGAUGGAGAACUCGAUGCAGCAGCUGAGAAAAUGGGCUCAGAAUGGUGGAACCUGUCUUCGAUCAACACGCACGAUCCGACUUCCAGCUCUCGUCUCUUGCUCCAAAUUCACCACCACACGUUGAAACUAUACCUUCAUCUCCCUUACUUGCUCCGGCGUGAGCCCAGGUUUGGUGGUCGACAAGGCGGACGCUACGACCACAGCCGCGCAUCAUGUGCCACAUUCGCCCGGGCAAACUUGCGUCUGUUCGAUCCGUACCGCACUCUCCAUCCCUCGGCCAGCGCCUGUCGCCACAUUGAUUACAGCGCGGUGAUCGCGUGCAUGACACUCUUGCUGGGAUACCUGGCUGACCAGCCGCCUCACCUCGAGGCGGGCCACCACGACCCGGACGCGCAGCGGCAGGAGGAUCUCAAACUCAUCCAGAGUGUCCAUGACAGGCUACAGCUUGUGGCCGAGACGUGCGAGGACACGAUCUCCCGCGAUUUUGCAGCUUUUGUCGCACGAUUAGUUCCAAUCAUUCGUUUCAGAGAUAGUGGGUCGAGGACCAGCGAGGAAUUUCUCAGUAAAGAGCCGGAAAGUCGACCGAUCACCUUUUCUGUUCCGCACCUCGGAACUGUUUUCAUCCGACCCUGGGCUCUUGAUUUCACGAACAUCAGCAUAGACCGGAUCGUGGAUUCGUUGUCGGAACUCACCCCUCAAAUCAGCACUCCAGAACCGGUCUACUCCACAGACUCGCCUGUUGUAGACGGCAGCAGCAGCACGUCAAAAUCAAGCAAGGAGCUACGACUACAGAACUCUCUAACUGCAACAAGACCAGGACUUUCUCCGUCGCCGAUCGAGAAUACUUCUCUUAUCAGUGCACCCGCCUACACAUUUCAAGCAGAUGCUGAUGGUCGUACUGCUGCUGAACUACCCGCAAUUUCACUCUUGGAUGCAGAUCUGUCCCCCGAGUUCUGGCCUCUGCAGGGUCUCGACACAAACUUUUGGGACUUAUUACAGCAGGGGAUGGAUAAUGAUUAUAGCACCUAAGGAGUCUGUGUUAUGCUGCACUUUGGUCUCCUUCUCACGCUAUAACAUUUUCUCGAUUGAGUGAUGGUAAUG